AUGACCUAUUUGCUAGGCUACAGCGUAAUCUCCGCCGUUAGAUUAGAACCUGAUGGAAUGAGAGGAGUAAUCCUAGGAGGUGAGGGUGCAUUCUUGGAAGGUAUUGAUGCUGAUGGAGGAGGUACCGUUGGUGAUGGUGGUGGAGGUGAAUUUUUGGGUGGUUUUGGCAAUGGUGGAGGUGGGGAAUUCGUAGGUGGGUUGGAUGACAGCGGUGGAGGUGAACUCACUGGCGGAGUUGAACUAGGUGGUGGUGGUGAACUCACUAGUGGAGUAGAACUAAGUGGUGGUGGUGAUGGUGAUGGUGGAGGAUCAACAAGUUAUUUUCCUUCCCUCAAAAAACAAGUUCUUUGA
This is a messenger RNA of Morus notabilis, 351 nucleotides long. Its product is annotated as acanthoscurrin-1-like. Bases 1 to 351 code for a protein of 116 amino acids. NCBI's taxonomy places the organism in Eukaryota, Viridiplantae, Streptophyta, Magnoliopsida, Rosales, Moraceae. The record is from RefSeq and is a predicted model, not a curated record. The transcript has 3 exons.